AUGCCGCUGAAGCUUAAUGCCUCACCACAGUAUCAAGAACUUGCCAUCCAGCAGUACGUGACAGAGUGGGCCACUGAGUUCAUCGAGCUGCCCACGGUGUCUGCUGCGGCACUUGGGGCGGCAGAGAUGAGCGGGAUGCUCCUGGUACUGCUCUACGUCUCCCACUCUUCUGCCAGAUGCGGCAUCCAGAAAUCCUCCAUUGUGGAUGAUUCUGAGGAGAACUUGGUCAGCAGCACAGAGUUCCCGUGGGUGGUGUCACUGCAGGAUGCCCAGUACACCCACUUGGCAUUUGGCUGCAUCCUCAGUGAGUUCUGGAUCCUCAGCAUCGCAUCCGCCUUUCAGAACAGGAAGAAUGCUCUCGUUAUAGUUGGUAUAGCUAACAUGGAUCCUAGCAAGAUUUCUCACACAGAGUAUCCAGUCAAUACCAUCAUCAUCCAUGAGGGCUUUGAUAAUAAGUCAAUGAGCAAUAACAUAGCCCUCCUGAAGACAGACACAGCGAUGGAUUUCAACGACUUGGUCCAGUCUAUCUGCUUCCUUGGAAGAAAUCUGCACAUGCCACCAGCCAUGCGGAACUGCUGGGUGUCAGGAUGGAAUCCCACGUCUGCAACAGGAAAUCACAUGACGAUGAGUAUCCUAAGGAAAAUCUCCGUGAAAGACAUGGACCGAUGUCCCUUACACAGACUCCAGAAAACAGGAUGCGGUGAACACGUAGAGCAGGAAACUAAGUUCGUCUGCUUGGGGGACCCAGGAAGCCCAAUGAUGUGCCAGCUAGACCAGUUGGAUGUGUGGGUCCUGAGAGGAAUCCUGACCCAAGGUGGCGAGUCCUGCCCUGGUCUAUUUCUGUACACCGUGGUGAAAGACUACAGCAACUGGAUCAUGUCCAAGAGUGGGAGGGCAAGCCUAUCCCUGUCUUCACUCUACCACUGGGAGAAGAUGAAUCCUUUCUCCCCCCGGAAAUCAUAUGAUACCUCAACCCAGAAGACACAGACUAGAUUUAGCCACAAUGAAUGGUCCCAAUCAGACUUCCAAGGGCAAACAAUGUCCACCACAUAUUCACAGCUAGCAAACAACUCUACAGAUAAUCUAGACUUAAGUGAAAAGAAUAUAAGGGAAUCAGCCGUACAACCCAUGUACUAUGACUAUUAUGGUGGGGAGAAUGAGGAGAGUGGGUCCAGUGCAGAGCAUCAGCCCCAAGAAAUUAUCUUGGUUUUCUUUGUACUUGCUUUCUUUUGCAGCAGUCUGGUCUAG
Cynocephalus volans (Philippine flying lemur) is the source of this 1248-nucleotide messenger RNA. It is a transcript of the gene PRSS54, whose product is annotated as serine protease 54. Lineage: Eukaryota; Metazoa; Chordata; Mammalia; Dermoptera; Cynocephalidae. Gene Ontology annotation, molecular function: serine-type endopeptidase activity. Gene Ontology annotation, biological process: proteolysis. The record is from RefSeq and is a predicted model, not a curated record.